Molecule: messenger RNA, 1387 nt
Organism: Ictalurus punctatus (channel catfish)
Lineage: Eukaryota; Metazoa; Chordata; Actinopteri; Siluriformes; Ictaluridae
Product: interferon-induced protein 44
Exons: 7
Coding region: 12-791 (259 amino acids)
Source: RefSeq, a predicted model, not a curated record
UACUUUGUGUAAUGGUUAUACUGAGCUCAGACUUGCCUGUGAGGAAGAUCAGCUUCAGAGGAAGAAAAUCGAACAAAAUGGGUGGAAAGAAAUCAACACCGACGCCUCCAGAAGACUUUGAUAAACCAUUCAGAAACGUGGACUGGAACGCAAAGGAACUCUUGAAAUCUCAGUUAAGUGGAUUUCAGUUUAACCAUCCAGGAAUCAGCCAAUUCAGAAUCCUGCUUCAUGGACCCGUUGGGGCUGGGAAAUCCUGCAUUAUAAACUCCACGGAGAGCGUAUUCAAAGGAAGAAUUGUAGUAAAGGCAGAGGAAGAGACAUCUGCUGGAAAGAGCUGCACAAAAACAUUUAAUCCUGCUUCUCCACUGAUUGACUCGGACCCAGACUUCAUAACGGAACCCAGGCCAGAUGACAAAGUUCACUGUUUGGUGAGUGUAGUGCCUGCAGCUAGCAUCUCCCAAAUGGCAGAAGAUGUUAUUCAGAAGAUGAAAACUGUCAGGAAGAAAGCCGUCAGUUUGGGCAUCCCUCAUGUGGUUCUGAUGACGAAGAUAGAUUGUCUUGGUCCACUGGUUAAGAAGGAUCUAAGCCAAGUUUACAAAAGCAGGAAAAUCAAAGAAAAGAUGGAGGUAUGCAGCCAAAGACUUGGUCCACCAAUGAAAUGCAUCUUCCCAGUGAGCAACUAUUAUGAGGAGAGUGAAAUAAAUGAGAAAAAAGACGUGCUUAUUCUGAUGGCAUUAAAGGAAAUUUUGUUUGGAUUUGUUAAAGAUUAUUUCGAAGAUGGUAACAUCUGAGUUCUCUGCUAAAGCACUCCCUCUUCCUUUUCCAUUUGAUAUAGGAAUUGGGAUUGAGUACUUUAUGUAACUCGUGUAACUAUGAGCAUCAGUGACCAACUAAUGUUACAAUAAUCUGUUAAUUCCAGACCCUUAGUGGUGUUGCAGGUUUUUGUUUUAUGGCACUUAUUCAUUAUUCUGUUCAUUCUGCACACUCAUCAUUCAGCAGCGUAUAAAAUAACACUUGAUCCAGCACAUGCUAUGACAGUUACUUAUGCACACCACGUAAUGCGGUCACAAGAGACUAACUCAAGGUUAUAAAAGUGUAAUGUGUGCAUGUGAUGUAGACGAAUUUAUAGCUCAUUUAAUUAGUAAAUUAAUGCUACUCAUCUGCUAUGCUUCAGCUCACUUGUUCAUCAUUUUAUCCAUGUAAAUCAUCCACAGUAGAGAAAAGCAAUGUGUCUGAUCAAGGUAAUGCCUCCUGUUAUGUCCUGUUACAUGUUACAUGUGACACCUUGUCCAGUUUAGCAGUAUUUAAUUAUGUAAUUUUGAUAUUUUAUCUUUAUUCUUCAGUGAAUGGGAAUUAUUGCAUUAAUAAACAUACAACUAUAACAGCU